Molecule: messenger RNA, 300 nt
Organism: Emiliania huxleyi CCMP1516
Lineage: Eukaryota; Haptophyta; Isochrysidales; Noelaerhabdaceae
Exons: 1
Coding region: 1-300 (99 amino acids)
Biological process (GO): protein ubiquitination
Molecular function (GO): ubiquitin-protein transferase activity
Source: RefSeq, a predicted model, not a curated record
AUGGAGGAGGAGAGGCGGGCGGCGGAGGAGCGAGGGUCGCCCUCUUCGGCCGUGGCGCUGGCUGCGGGGGAGGAGGAGCCGCCGGACGAGUUCGGCUGCCCCAUCACGACCGAGCUCAUGAGCGACCCGGUGAUGGCGGCCGACGGGCAGUCCUACGAGCGGUCGGCGAUCGAGCGCUGGCUCGCGACCAAGUCGACGAGCCCGAUGACAGGCGAGGCGCUCGAGUACACGCACACGUUCCCAAACCACUUGCUGCGCCGGCAAAUUCGGGCGUGGCAAGAGGCGCAUCCGGGACGGUAG